AUGAAAGGGCUUGCGGUGGAACUUGAUAUCCAGUCGACAGUCAAACUCGACGACUAUCAGACCAAUCUGAACUUUGUGCAAAAGCCUGUGCCAACAGAUACAGACAGGUCUGUUCUUUAUUUGAUCGGCCCUGUCGGUGCUCCUAUUGUACAGAAUCUUGUGAAUCAAGCCACGCUCGCCUUCCAGGUCGCCAAUGUUUCUCGAAUGACUGACAAAGGCUUCCAUCUGAAUUUAGAGGGGUCAUUGCUAGGCACCGGGCCUUUUGACGCACAAAUUGAAUUCCCCGAGGGUGUGAGUGUUCGCUGGCAAGGCAAGGACAUCGCGACAAUCAAACUGCCACCCAUCCGUGCGGUUGCUACAGAGGGCGUGCCUAACUUAAUAACUUCUGGUGAUCUUACGAUCACCAAUGAAGGUGAAUUCACUAACUUUGCAAAGUUCAUCUUGCACGGCAAGAGUUUUACUUGGACGAUUCAUUCGGACAAGCUCCGUGUUCGCGCAUUGAACAUUGUGUUUGACAAAGUGAAAAUCAGCAAAGAUGUUUCGUUUGAUGCUUUUAACAAUUUACCAGGUGUGGGCAUUACAUCCUUCGAUAUUCCCAGUGACACUUCCAAUGCGUUGAACAUUGUCGCAGGCACAAGCAUUCCUUCGCCAGCGUCUUUAGGUAUCGAUCUUGAAACAGCCAAUUUCAAGAUAUUUUUUCGUAACCAAUAUCAAGGACCCAUUCAUGGUUCUAACCUCUUCCUGGCUCCACAUGCUACUACCAAUGCGAAUCUACAAGGGCAAAUCACUCAGAAAAAGGGCAAUACACAGACCAAUACAACUGGCGAGUUGUUUUCGGGUAGUGACGAAGGAGAACGGCAACAAGCCGGUCAAGUGGCUUUCUAA
Messenger RNA from Malassezia sympodialis ATCC 42132, 885 nucleotides. RefSeq lists its product as uncharacterized. The record is from RefSeq and is a predicted model, not a curated record. The coding region runs from base 1 to 885 and encodes 294 amino acids. Lineage: Eukaryota; Fungi; Basidiomycota; Malasseziomycetes; Malasseziales; Malasseziaceae. The transcript has 2 exons.